Molecule: messenger RNA, 2003 nt
Organism: Anastrepha obliqua
Lineage: Eukaryota; Metazoa; Arthropoda; Insecta; Diptera; Tephritidae
Gene: Kap-alpha1
Product: importin subunit alpha-7
Exons: 7
Coding region: 85-1731 (548 amino acids)
Biological process (GO): NLS-bearing protein import into nucleus
Cellular component (GO): cytoplasm; nucleus; nucleoplasm
Molecular function (GO): protein binding; nuclear import signal receptor activity
Source: RefSeq, a predicted model, not a curated record
AUUCUAUAAAUCAGUGCCCUGCAGUUAUUUAGAUUGGGUUUGUCUAAUAUUUUACAUAAACUUUUUUGAGGUGAGGCUGUUAUUAUGUCAACUACACAUAGGCAACGGUAUAAAAAUGUGGCUUUGGACUCAUCUGAAAUGCGUCGAAGACGCGAAGAAGAAGGCGUCCAAAUUCGUAAGCAAAAACGUGAACAACAAUUAAUAAAAAGGCGAAAUGUUCUGUGUGAAAUACCCCAAACUGGGUUGGAUGAUGGAGUUCAAGAAAUCGAAAUGCGAAACGGCAUUCGUGAGCAUAGUUUACAAGGAGAAACCAAUCAAAAGAAUCUAGCAAAUGCGAGGCCUCCAUUUGAGCCGACACAACCUGUUGUGGACGCCAUAAUAAGAAAGGAAAUGAUGGAUCUAUUGUAUAGCGAGAAUGAAGCUGAACAGUUGGAAGCUACGCAAAACUUCCGUAAGCUUUUAUCCCGUGAUCCAAACCCACCGAUAGAAGAAGUAAUACAAAAGGGAAUAGUGCCGCGUUUUGUAUUCUUCCUCAAGAAUAAUUCUAACGCAUCAUUGCAAUUCGAGGCUGCUUGGACAUUAACCAAUAUUGCCUCUGGAACAUCGCAGCAAACUGAAAUUGUGAUUGAAGCGGGUGCUGUUCCUGUUUUCAUUGAACUAUUGUCGAAUCAAAAUGGCGAUGUUCAGGAACAAGCUGUUUGGGCUUUAGGAAACAUAGCUGGAGACUCGCCCAGCUGUCGUGACUACCUACUCAAUUCAGGAAUACUUCAACCAUUACUACAUGUAUUAAGUACCACAAAUCGCCUGACUAUGAUAAGGAAUGCUGUAUGGACUCUUUCGAAUUUGUGUCGCGGUAAAAAUCCUCCGGCGGACUUUUCGAAAAUUGUUAACGGUCUACCGAUCCUAGCUCGACUUUUGAAUCACACAGAUCCCGAUAUACUAAGUGACGCUUGUUGGGCCAUCAGUUACUUGUCGGAUGGGCCAAAUGAUAAAGUUCAGGCUGUUAUAGAUGCGGGAGUGUGCCGACGCCUUGUGGAACUCUUAAUGCAUCCACAGAGCAAUGUGGUUACAGCGGCACUUCGAGCUGUUGGCAAUAUCGUAACCGGAGAUGAUGUUCAAACUCAAGUGAUUUUAAACUGUAAUGCAUUGUCAUGCAUAAAUAUUUUAUUGAACUCUCAAUAUGAAACUAUUAAAAAAGAGGCAUGUUGGACUAUUUCUAACGUUGCGGCGGGUAAUAGGCAACAAAUUCAGGCUGUGAUUGAUGCCAAUGUUUUUCCUGUACUUAUAACUAUAAUGCAAAAUGCCGAUUUUAAAACUAAAAAGGAAGCCGCUUGGGCAAUAACAAAUGCUACCAGCAGUGGAACAGCGGAACAAAUAAGAUAUUUGGUUCAUAUUGGCUGUAUUCCACCGAUGUGUGACUUUCUAACAGUCGUUGAUUCAGACAUCGUUCAAGUAGUUUUGAACGCACUGGAAAAUAUUUUAAAGGCCGGAGAAAAAUUCGCUGCACGUCCAAAUCCGUACGCAAUGGCAAUAGAAGAGUGUGGAGGUUUAGACAAAAUUGAAUAUCUACAGUCCCAUGAAAACCGCGACAUUUAUUACAAAUCAUUUUACAUAAUCGAACAAUACUUUAGCAACGAAGAAGAAGACUCUCGUGUAGCACCUACAGAAGAAGAAACACAAUACGCAUUUAAUCCAAAUGUAGAUACUCCGAAAGGUGGAUUUUUAUUUUAGCUAUUGAGUUAGUGUGUCAACUACUCGUUGAGUUUAACUGAGAAAAGGAUUUCUAAUUACAAGUAUAUAUAUUUUAUCAAUUUCAUAAUCCUACGAAACAUGAUUAAAAUAUGAAUUUUUGUUAUUGUAAUUUAACAAAGUAAGAAUUGAUCAUUUUAUUAAUUUGUUUGCUAUAAUUUGAAAAUAAGGAGAUGUUUACAUUUACACCUAUAUAUAAUAUAUGUAUAUUUUGGAAAUUUUAUUUGAUUUUUAUGUUUGGAUUUUUGGACUGU